AUGUCAGAAGUCAAGAAAAUUCCUUUUCAGUUAAUCUGUUUUCUUGUUGGUAGCGAAGGAAAUAAAUCGUGUAAGGAUAAAUUCUGUCCUCCAGGAACUAUCUGUAGUCAACGAGGACCAAUCGUAGCUUGCAUACCUGAAUCUUCUACAGGUUGCAAAAACCAUCCACCAUGUCCAUCUGGUCAAGUUUGUGUUGAAAAAACAGUUCCUUGCAUUUCACGCUCAUGUCCAAAAACUGCAAAGUGCGCAAAAAUAGGAACAUGUGAUGCAUUGCAAUGUCCACCAUCGCAUAAAUGUGAAAUGAAACCAAAGCCAACUUGCGUACGAACAAUUCUUUCAACUUCGUCUGCUGUUAAAGAAUAA
Molecule: messenger RNA, 363 nt
Organism: Thelazia callipaeda (thelaziosis nematode)
Lineage: Eukaryota; Metazoa; Nematoda; Chromadorea; Rhabditida; Thelaziidae
Source: the annotation of a GenBank genome assembly